AGAAUCCGCAAUCGUCACUGUGCAUAUGCCACUUGGCUAUCCACUGGGACAGGCCAUGCUACAGUGAAGCACGACACCUUCUUGCUUGCUUGCAAGCACGCAACCAUCCCUGCCUCCUUGACGACUGCCAUAGGCGCAGCUGGAAAGCUGCCUGCAACGGCACGCCAGACGCAAAGAGGACAGCAACGGCAUGAUGAUCGCACGCUCCUUCUGCUCGCUGCGGGCCGCGGUUCUCGCCUGCCUCUGCCUCUGCUUGCUCAGUGCGCAGGGGCACGCUCAGUACUUUUCCCAAGGCUGGUCGCCUGGACAGCCUCGUCAACCACCGCAGCAUGACAAGCAGCAGGCUGCUGCGGCGUACGGAUCCAACUUAGGCUGGUCUCCGAAUGGAUGGAAGCGCGUACCCAACACAUCGGGGGCCAAAGUCGCUCGAAACGAGUCGGUAAUCGACUCUCUUAUUCGCUCCGGCCUGACGACCUUCCUGCGCUGGUCUGAUGACGACGUCGAUGUCGCGCGCGCCUACCGUGACGCGCAGAAGAACCCGACCUUCCACCCCCGCGUUGAGGUCCUCUCCACGCCCGAGACCCCAGACAUCGCCGACAUCCUCGGCUUUGGCCCGCCCGUCGCCGACGAGGAUGAGAGCGUCUUUACCGAGGUAAAGCACGCGGUCGUCAAUGCGUUGCCGGAGCGCAUCGGCGGGACCCGCGCCGAGCCAUGGGCGAUCCUCAUCUCGGCCUCACGGCAGGACAAGGAGUCCCAGAACCAGGAUGUCGUCUUCAACCGCACCAUACAUGCGCUCUUCCCGGACGCUUCGCUCGGGCUGCCGCAGAUUGUGCAGCCGCCUAGCGCGAGCGGUGAGGACGACAAGGGCGACGAGGACGUCGCUGAGGGGUACGAGAUCGUCGGCGGCUUCAUUGUCCCCAUCGAGGAUAGCACCAAGGAUGAGGCACAGCGCGCGGCGCGCAAGGCGAGGAAACAGAAGAAACAGAAGGAAGAGCAGCUCGAGCAGCUCGAGGGCGUCGAAGUCUUGUCCGCGACGCAGGCCGCUAAGCGUGAGAAGCUCGCCGAGUUCGUCCGCCCCGCGCUCGACUCGUGGCGGUUCGGGUACAUCGACUUUUUCAACAACACCGAUGACAUUGGCUGGCAGUGGUUCCUCUGGAAGGUUCCUGUCAUGGUCAUCGCGACGCCGAGCACGUCCCCGGAGCGCCUGUACGAUCUGCGCUUCUGGAAGCUAGCCUUCGCCAAGCCCAGGCCGGACGACAUGCUCUCGUUCCUCGGUAACCCGGGGCAGUGGCAGGCUUUGCCCGUCUGGGACAGCAGCUUGGCGCCCGGCGGUAAGCGGCACGUCAUCCUCCUGCGCAUGGCAGCAUUCUUCAAAAAGUACAUCUACCCCUUCUUUGAAGUCGUGCCUGGCUGGGCGAUCACGCUGGUCAUCGGCGGCGCAGCUUCCAUCGUGCCGAGCCUUUUGCACUCCGAGGACGACAAGAAGCUCAAGGCCGCGCACGAGGCCAAGAAGCGUGGCAAAGCGGCAGAGGAGGCUGUGAAGCAAAGCAUGUCCCGGGCGUCUGCAUCCGCAUCAUCAACAACCAGCAAGGUAGCCUCUGUUGCAGAUGCGGCGGACGACCCAACAGCCAAUGCAAUCGCUCCGGACACCUCAGCUGCAGGGACGCGGUCGCGAGUUCGGAAAAGCCGCAAUUGAUGGCGUCUACGCCUCACCCCAUAGGAAUGGAGCGCCUUUGCAGAGGCUGCGCAAAGUCAUGCAUGUACUUAGAUGAAUUUUUUUUAUUUCAGUCCAGAAAUAGGGUGAUAGCAUGGAAUUCUGAUAAUUACAGG
This is a messenger RNA of Tilletiaria anomala UBC 951, 1830 nucleotides long. RefSeq lists its product as uncharacterized. Gene Ontology annotation, cellular component: extracellular region. Gene Ontology annotation, biological process: multicellular organism development. The transcript is spliced from 4 exons. The record is from RefSeq and is a predicted model, not a curated record. Bases 194 to 1696 code for a protein of 500 amino acids. Gene Ontology annotation, molecular function: hormone activity. NCBI's taxonomy places the organism in Eukaryota, Fungi, Basidiomycota, Exobasidiomycetes, Georgefischeriales, Tilletiariaceae.